GCCCAUGAAUUUCGAUGUGAAGGGAAUGGGAGAUGAAGGCUUUAAGGACUUCACCUCUCGCCGACUGCUAAAGGUGGCGGAUGAUGUCAGCGAGCUGCUGACAGAGCAACUCCAGCAGGUCUACUGGGAGCUGAUUGGCUUCCAGGAGUUUGGUCACCCAUCCUUCGCAUCGACCAAGUGUCGCCGGGCCAAUCCACAGCGCAUCUCCUUGGAUGACCUGGAUGACUCCGAGGACUUCGAGCCCCAGGAGGCCGAGGAAGCCAACGAGGCCGAGGUCGAGGAGGCCAAGGUUCAGAGGACCCAUACCGACCUGCAGCGGAUGAUGGAAGGCCGCCAACGUCGUCCCAGGAAUUUCAGCGAUGUCAGCCAAGUGAGCCAAGUGAGCUGGGCCGACUCGCGGUCCUCGGACAACUCCAUGGUGGAUGUGAAGCAGGUGGAUGCCAGCUCUGGCAUCAACUCUGGCAUCACCAGCCCAAUGGCCAUGGACUUACAUCGCAUUGAGCUACAUGAACUUUGGAAGCAGGACGACGAGAUGCUGAAGAGCAGGAACACCAGCAAGACGGUGAAGAAGCUCAAAGUGAGGCGCCGUGGGUCCAUGGAGUGGCGAUCUGGGAUGGAGGUCAAGAGCAAAGGCUGCUGGAAGUGGAUCGUCAUGAGGCCAAACAGCCCGCAGUGUUUGUUGUGGGAUGUCUUUUGUGCCAUGGCCAUCAUCCACGAUAUGGUGAUGAUCCCUUUGGUGUCCGCAUUUCCCAUUGAUCGCCGAGAUCCCGUGAUCCGUUCUUUGGAGCUGGUGAGCAGCUUCAUUUGGUUUGCGGAUAUCCCUUUGACCUUCGUGCGCGGAUUCCUGGACACAAGGAGGGGGAUCUUCGAGAUGAGGUUGAGGUUUAUCGCCUUGCACUACGCUAAAGGAUGGCUUUGGAUAGACGCAUCUUUGGCAUCCGUGGAUUUGGUUUCGUACUUGAGCCUUGAUGACGCCAUGGAAGUCUUGACCUUGCUGCGGCUCGUGCGCAAUUUGCGCGUUCUUCGGCUCUUCAAGAUGAUGUCCAGGUUGGCCGUUUUGAGAGAGACGAUGAUGAGCAUUGACUCGCGCCUGGAGUCCGGACCAACGAGCUCGAUCUUUUUGGAGACCUCCCUGGUUGUCGUCAAGCAGUUGGGUGUCAUCGCCCUUCUUUGCCACUUCACCGGAUGUGCCUGGUACACCUUAGGAUCAGCAAUGUCAGGAACCACCUGGGUCGUGGCCCAUGCGGACUGGCGCGCCAUGGAUCUCGGCGUCGACGCUCCGUGGGAGUAUAUGUACAUCACCGCGGUCCAUUGGGCACUGACUCAAUUUACUCCCGCAGCGAUGGAUGUUGUAGCUGUCAACCCGCUUGAGCGGGUCUUCUCUGUGGUGGUCACCUUGGCAGGCCUCAUCGUCUUCAGUUUCUUCCUCGGCACCAUCAACCAAGCCUUGGCCAAGCUCAGAUAUCUCACUGCGCAAGAGAUACAGCAGAAUCAACUGGUGCGACGAUAUGUCAAUGAGAACGGUAUUUCCGUUGGCUUGGCGACAGAGAUCCUGGCUUUCAUCAAGCAACGGGGCCUUGGCAAGGCACAAAGCAAAUUGGUGGCUGGUGACAUCAAGGUCUUGGAGGCGCUUCCUCGACGGGUUCGUGAGAACUUGCUGGAAGAGGUGGCGAUGCCUGUGUUAGAAAGCCAUCCAUUGUUUGAAUUCCUGUCGAAGAUUGCACAUCCUGAAAUGGCUCGGCAAUGCCACAAGGCCAUCAAAGAGAAGAGCGUGAUCCACGGGGAGGAGGUCUUCCAGCCCAACUCCUCAGCCGACAGGAUGUUCUUUGUCCAGAGUGGCAGGCUUAAGUAUCAGCCUGAUAUCUCUCCAUUGGACUCCGAGGACGUCCUUGAGGGGACGCGUGUGGCAGAGGCCACUCUAUGGCUCAAAUGGGAGUACCGAGGGCGUUUGAACUGCGAAGACCAUUCCGCCCACUUCAUGGCCCUGGACGCACCCUUCUUCCGCAAGGCAAUGCUGCUUGGCAGAUAUGACUCAUAUGACUUCUGUGCUGCUUCUCCUGGGAUUCCGAGAGAUGGUGUUGUGCGACCGAGGAACACUGGUUCCGAUCGGUCCGAGGAACAUGAUGGUUCAGCGAGCAAAGAGAACACAUGGUAA
Molecule: messenger RNA, 2155 nt
Organism: Durusdinium trenchii
Lineage: Eukaryota; Dinophyceae; Suessiales; Symbiodiniaceae
Source: the annotation of a GenBank genome assembly